Messenger RNA from Caenorhabditis elegans, 1205 nucleotides. RefSeq names its product Cell cycle checkpoint protein RAD1 homolog mrt-2 (gene mrt-2). Lineage: Eukaryota; Metazoa; Nematoda; Chromadorea; Rhabditida; Rhabditidae. The record is from RefSeq and is marked reviewed. The transcript is spliced from 8 exons. The coding region runs from base 203 to 1006 and encodes 267 amino acids. Gene Ontology annotation, cellular component: nucleus. Gene Ontology annotation, biological process: DNA damage checkpoint signaling. Gene Ontology annotation, molecular function: double-stranded DNA 3'-5' DNA exonuclease activity.
GCAAUCAGUGAGCUUCUCUCGCUUUCGAAAGAAAAAUCUUUUUCGCAAAAAGAAAAAGUACUUUACACUGGCCACAGUGUAAAAUAAGGGUGAAAAGAUCGAAAAUCGGAGGUUUCAAAUUUGAAUUUCCGCGCAAAUGAGAGGGACGAGGUGCGAUGGCCUACAAAACUCCGCAGGUGUACUCCUCUCGGAAAACGGAAAAAUGAUGGAAUUAGAAACGGGUCAAUGCACAAUUAUGGAAUUGAAAAAAGAAAAUGUGAAGGAGCUCGCGCAGGUCUUCAAAACCGUCGCUUUUAAGGAUACAGGAACGUGGCACGCUUCCGAGGCGGGCAUGAAGAUCACAGUCGACGAUGGAUCCUAUCAGCUGGCCAGCGUUUUUAUCAAUCCGGCGUUCUUCUCGAGUUUUAAAGUUCGCGAGGAGAUAGUUUCGAUGAAAAUCUCGAUUAAAUCGAUUUCUGAAUUCCUGAGCAUUUCGGAAAACUCGUCGAGUUCUGUAAAAGUCUCGUAUCCGGGAAUGUUUCAGCCUGUGAAAAUGCUUGUUGAAGACGCAGACGGAUGGGUGGCACGUGGCAAUUUUACAACAACGCUGGCAGAUCAAGAGCUCGACUUUGAAUUCGAUGACGCUGGUGUGCUGGCGACCUAUCUGCUUAAAACUCAAGUUCUCAAGGAGAUUAUCAAGGACUUCGAUGACACAAGCCGAACGGUGAGAAUUCAAUUCACCAAGAAUUCACUGUGUUUCACGACUUUCGGUGAUGUUGGCGAGACUACAGUAUCAAUACCGUCUCGAAGCCUUCAAAUGGAAAGUGUAAAGUGCCUUGAAGAAGUUGAAUUUAGCUAUCUUCUGUCGCUUAUUCAACGAAUGACUACCGCCUUUAUACUGGCUACAAAGCUCAUCCUCCGUGUCGACGAGCGUGGCGUCCUCUCCUGUCAAUUUUCAAUCGAUCACGGCGAGGGAAACGCAAGCUACAUUGAAUUUCUGACGGUGCCCGCUGAUGAAGAAGAAUAAAAUAUUAUAUACAUUUUUAAUUUUUUUUUAAUGUUCGAUCCCCGAGUUUUGCAACAAGUGUACCCUCAUCUCCCGGGUAUAAAAACCCGAAAAACUGCACCGAAACGCACGCAAAAAAAAUUAAUAUUUUCUUCUUUUUCGUGCUUCUUGCAAUUCUCGCUGUUGAUUUAAAUUUUCAAAUAAAUAUUGAUUUUUAUUA